AUGCUAACAUUCGAGCUGUUGAUCGAUUCAACAGAAAUGAAACAAGAAGAAACACUAGAAACAGCCGAUUAUAACGAUGAACAAGAUGAAGAUGUAAAUGUAGAAGAAUUCGCUGAAGUGCCUGAUAAUAUCAUUGAAGAUGAGAUAUAUCCGUAUAAAAAAGCGUGUGAAAUUGUUCAGGUUGCUAAUAAUCAUACAUUUUCUGCUGUAAAUCGUCGAUACCGCAUCUUACCCUCACCCUUCACCCUCGUAAAACAUGGACAACAACUACGAAGAAUCAGAAAAUACGUGAAUACGCAUGGCACAAGAAAACAAAAACUUCAGCAAAUAGAUGAAUUAGUAUUUUCUGAAUUUGUCCAAGCUAGAGAAAAAUGUCUUCCAAUACAUGAUAAUGAUCUUAAACGUACAGCAAUACGAAAAGCAAAAGAUGUUAAUGUAACUGGAUUUACUGCAUCCAAGCACCGGAUUUCGAAUUUUAAACGUCGAUUUCAUAUUAUUUGUCGAAAAGUAACAAAGCUAGUAACACAACAUCAUGAAUCAACAGGAAAAUUUGAUCCAAGAGUCUUAAAAACAAUAUAUCAAGCACCAAAUAUCCACGUGACGUGCAGGAAAUCAGGAAAAUUGACAAAAUCUCAUAUUGAAUAUUGGGCAAGAAAUGUAUUAAGACCUUCAUUAAAACAGAAAUGUUCACUUUUGGUCGAUUCAUGGUUGGAGCAAACAGAUGAUGAGAGCUAUGAAAAAGCAUUUACUGACCAAAUUACUUGUGAAAGAAUGGAUAUUCCACUGAAAAUAACAGCCGACAUACAACCACGUUAUAAAUACUUAUUUAGACAGUGGAAAUACUUAAGACAGAAAUGUUUUGAUCGAGUAAUGAUUGACCAGUUACCUAUUGAUAUGCGUUCAAGAAAUAAUACUCUGAAGAUGCAUUCACUUAUACAUAAUCAAUUGGCAUCAAGAAGAUUUUGGCCAAUGGUCCAAUAUGCAUGGUAUAUCUGCGGUUAUCGCUCAGAAGAUCCUGGCAAAUUUGAAAAUAUACAAGAACUGGUGUGA
Molecule: messenger RNA, 1050 nt
Organism: Didymodactylos carnosus
Lineage: Eukaryota; Metazoa; Rotifera; Eurotatoria; Philodinida; Philodinidae
Source: the annotation of a GenBank genome assembly